GCAUCUCACAUCCCAUCACUCCUCCUUUGAGCUCAUUGCAAUAUACCAAAAGCCUCGCUCGACCUCGUCCGAGUGAAACUUCCAGCACAAAACGCAACAAUCCUCGGCUCGUCAGCUUCAACCACAGUUACCUGACCGUUGCGACGCUUGACAACCUUAGCUGCGUUUCAUAACAUCAAAUACACCUCUCAGCUCGCGCUACAAAUCUCCAAGUCACCGGAAUCCAGCUUCUUGACGAUUUGCAACGCUCGCUUCUGAACGGCAACACUCGAACGCCUCCAAUCUCCCAAAACCACAACAGCAAGUCCUCUCCUUCUCCUCCAAGAAACGCAGACAACAACAUGCACGAAGCUUGGUACAAGUGGUCGGAGGCGACAAAAGCGGCAGCCCAGUCUUCUUCUCGGCCAUUCAAAAUGGAGCACCACUACCACGCUCGCCCCCGAGGCCGCUUUGGCCUUGGCAUUGUGCUCGGAACGGUGAUUGGCGUCUACGUUGCCCAGAACUUCCAGGUAUUCCGAAAGCGCGAUGGUGAUGCUGCUGCAACGAGCUGCCACCGCUCGCAACCACCGCCACUGCCACCACCGAGCCCUGCUCAGCAGCAGUCGGUGGCAACUGCAGCCGCGACGGCACACGAGUGGCUGGAUGCGAUGCACGAGCGCGUUGGUCGCUGGGAGCAAUGGCACCAGCAACACCACCAGCAGCAGCAACAGCAACACCACCAGCAGCAGCAGCAGCAGCAGACUGCCUCGGCCCCAUCGCCAUCUGAGGCAACCAUCACCAACUCGAGUGCAGUCCCACAGACCAUCACCAUCCCACCAGGCGCGCGCGUCGUCAUCACCUCACCCGAUGCCUGAAACUGCAUCAUGCUGUGUUGGUUUUUGAGGCAAUCUGAAACUGACCCUGACCCCUUGCUUUGCUGUCUUCUUGUCUCUGUUUGUUGUGUUGUCUAUAUUGCUCUGUUGAUGUGUCUUUGUCUUGUAUGUCGUGUUGAUGUGUGUGUGGGGGGGAUUGGGGUUGGGUUGCUAGGUUCCAAAUAUUGUCACAAUGGUCAAACGCACCAUUGAACAGCCGCCAAAGUAGCUGUGUUGACCUUUUUUUUUUUGCCCAACAACACUGCCUGGUGCUGUUGCGUUUCAAGAUUGCCCGUUGACUGUGUGUGAAACUCUCGUCGCCAACAUGUUAAAACGCCAAAAAAAAAUUGAAAAAAUGA
Capsaspora owczarzaki ATCC 30864 is the source of this 1210-nucleotide messenger RNA. RefSeq lists its product as hypothetical. NCBI's taxonomy places the organism in Eukaryota, Filasterea, Ministeriida, Capsasporidae. Bases 342 to 854 code for a protein of 170 amino acids. The record is from RefSeq and is a predicted model, not a curated record. The transcript has 2 exons.